CACAGCCGAUCAUUCAGCUAUUCAGCUCUACUCGACAAGAUGAACGUAUACCAAGUUUUCGUGCUGGCUAUUCUGGGACUGGCCCUCAGCCCUGUAAAUGCACGUAACACUACUAAAGACAUUGCUUGUGGUCCAGGACGCUACUACAAUUAUCUUCGGAAUGUUUGCCUGCCGUGGUAGGGCUCAUUACAAAGUUUUUUAUGCCUAAAGAAUUCAAAAAUUAAGGUAAUAAAUGAACAAGCAAUAAA
Messenger RNA from Drosophila yakuba, 248 nucleotides. RefSeq lists its product as uncharacterized. The transcript has a single exon. The record is from RefSeq and is a predicted model, not a curated record. Bases 40 to 180 code for a protein of 46 amino acids. NCBI's taxonomy places the organism in Eukaryota, Metazoa, Arthropoda, Insecta, Diptera, Drosophilidae.